GGGUAUGUCAUGAUAAACACUCGUCUGGACUAUUAGCAUUGAUCAAAAGAUCUAAGUGCAUUAUGCUUAUAUGAUUUUAUCAGUCAUUUUCCCAAGAAGGUUAUUGACAAAUCAGACCGCCGUUUACUAAAGAAUGAAAAUGGGCAUGAAGGUGAACGAUUAUAUACCGAAGGAACAAAAAUAAACGAACGACACACACUUGAAACUAUACACCCGCAAUGAUCAUUACACAUCAUCAUUAAACGUACCACUCCAGUGGUACCAGUUCUGCUUGGUCCUCCAAUACUCCAUCGCGAACGAGAAGAAACACACGAGCGUUGUUGUCGUGCAUUGUUAACUUUAUUCGUGCCAUGGAGAUCAGUCCACGAUGUUUGUGCACUAAAUCAGACAUGGUCUGAGACACUGGAAGUUCGAAAACCAUUGAUCUCUUCUAGUUCACUCAAAAUUAUAGAAAAUAUACAACUUUUGCAUGAAUGUAAGCGCAAUCAAGAUGAGUACCUUCAUCAAGUUUUUCUAGAAGCACAAAAUGACAACAGCAUUUAUCCUAUUCUGAUCCCUAACCCCUAUAAAGAAGAUCAAAAUACUGAAGAAGACGAUCCUGAACAGCUUUUGCAAAUGCUUUCCAUCGUAAAUGAGAUCAUCACAAAUACUUACUCAGCAUUGACAGUUACUCACGAACAACGCUAUGUUCAUGAUGCAUAACAAGCAAUUGAUAAUACAGAUAGAUUUGCAUUACUCAAUGGUGAGUUAAUUACUGCCAUAUUCCGAAAAUAUUUUGUUUGAUUUAGGCCGUACACGUUCUCUGGGUGAAAAUAACUAUGGUGCCAUACACGACGUCCACACAUUUGUCGUAGCUCGCGAGCAUCAUACGAUCAUGAUUAAAGAAUGGAAACGGGAUAUUGACGCCCGACGAGAUGAAACAAGAAACUAUUUAAUUUUAGGCGAAGAUACUCUGGAAAUACGAGAUGAUGAAACACAGAUUGAAAUCGUAGGUAAUGAAAUUCCAACAAGCCCAAUUAAAACGAAAGUUGCAACAGUCCCGUUUGUGACUGCAACCAAUGCGAUUUUAUUUCCUACAAAACAGGAUAUCGUCAAACAAUUUACGAUAAAUAUACAGCAAAAAAAUGCUUUUAUAAUUGUUACUAGUCACUUAGAUAGUAAACAUUAUGCUUAUACCGGUACUAUCGAUAAUCAGUUAUUAAUGUGCAUACCUGGUUGCGGUGGUACUGGAAAAUCUCAGUUGAUUCGUGCAAUUACCAAGGCUGUCUUAAACAAAACAAUGGAAAUGAGACUUACCACAAUUGUAUGCAUUGCUCAAGAUUAUAUUCAAGGAAAAACUGUAGAUGAUAUACGAUUACGUCAAGCAAUACUUGAACUACCUAACAAUAAAACAGAACAUCUUCCAGGGUAUUUACCUCUCGUACCAGGAAUGCCAGUUUUACUCACAGAAAACGUCGCUAGUGAGAUCGGACUCUCCAACGGUACACGUGGAAUCUUUCGUCAAUUUGUAUACGAGGAAUCACCAAAAGAUGUUCGAUACCAGAAUAAGAAUUUUCCACCAAAUACCAAGUUUAUAACGCAACCAAAGUAUGCUUUGGUAGAAUUUCCUGGUUGCAAACUUGAUGACAAACUUGCUCAACUGUCUUCCAAAGUAGUCUCUAUAGCUGUUAGGGAACAAACAUUUCUGUUUGACGCCAAAGAACUUCUUCCAAAAAAUGUAGCAAAAGCGGCUAAAAUAAACAAGAAAACUCUUGGUCAAAUGUAA
Rotaria sordida is the source of this 1765-nucleotide messenger RNA. The record is from the annotation of a GenBank genome assembly. Lineage: Eukaryota; Metazoa; Rotifera; Eurotatoria; Philodinida; Philodinidae.